Tribolium castaneum (red flour beetle) is the source of this 1578-nucleotide messenger RNA. It is a transcript of the gene Tasp1, whose product is annotated as Taspase 1. Gene Ontology annotation, molecular function: beta-aspartyl-peptidase activity; threonine-type endopeptidase activity; asparaginase activity. Gene Ontology annotation, biological process: protein maturation. The transcript has 5 exons. Gene Ontology annotation, cellular component: cytoplasm. Lineage: Eukaryota; Metazoa; Arthropoda; Insecta; Coleoptera; Tenebrionidae. The record is from RefSeq and is a predicted model, not a curated record. The coding region runs from base 462 to 1508 and encodes 348 amino acids.
UGUUGAAUUGGUGGUCAAAAGGGCAUUGUGUGACAAAACCGAUUUCGGGGUGAAAUGGGGCGAAAACUGCAAUAGUGCAUUUGCGGAGCUAUAAAUAUUGAAAUUAGGUGAAAAAGUGGGAAAAAUUAAGAAGCAAUUUGUGGUAAAUAAUUGAGUUUUUCGCUAUUAGCAAAGUGACUUUCUUAAAAUGUCAUUUUUAAGAGGGUGUUUAGUGUUUUUUCGGAUUUUUAUUUUAUUAAACGGUUUCAAAGCUGACAACCAAACAUACAUCUACGCAAAUUGAAACGUAUUGUGCUAGUGUGAAACUGGCUUCAUGUUCGGGUUUCUUCGGAAUUUCGAGGAGCUGGUUUGGGGAGCUGUCUUCACACAAAUUGGACACAUCAAAAUUUUUAAACUUCUAACCUCACAAAUGUAAUUAGUUUUAAGUGAAAAUAAUAGAAAUGUGGCUCCAGUAAAGCAAAAUGAGUGGUAUCGUGGCCGUCCACUGCGGUGCCGGCACCCACAGCAGUUCCCACUACGUACAAUACAAUAAACUAUCAAAAAAAGCUUGUAGAAAAGGCAUUGAGGUGUUGCAAAGCGGCGGAACAGCGUUAGAGGCUGUAAAGGUGGUAAUUGCGGUUUUAGAAAACGAUCCAUUGACAAACUGUGGUUAUGGUUCUAAUCUUACAAAUGAAGGAACUGUUGAGACUGAUGCGUCAAUAAUGGAUGGAAAAACUCUCCUUUAUGGGGGCUGUGGUGCGCUGAAAAAUGUUAAAAACCCGAUAGAGUUGGCUUACGAUAUAUGUGUGAAGCAAGUCGAGCCUUUGCCUUUUGGGUUAAUUCCACCGUCGUUUCUUGUUGGGAGAGGGGCUCUCCAAUUUGCCAGAAGUUCCGGUUUGAAAAUAGUUAGUCAGAAGGCGUUGGUGAGUGCAAAGGCCUUGAAACAGUACAGGAAGUACCAAAAAUUGCUGGACAGUAGAAACAACGAGUUGUUGGAUACUGUGGGGGCUGUGUGUGUUGAUAACAGUGGACAUGUAGCGGCCGGUUGUAGUUCAGGUGGUAUACUUUUAAAGCGUCCUGGCAGAGUCGGCCAAGCCGCCGUUUAUGCAAGUGGAGCCUGGGCUGAUAGUUUCAGUCCAGAAACGGAAAAUUCAGUGGCUGUUUGUACGUCAGGAUGUGGAGAACAUUUAAUGCGAACUCAGCUAGCCAAAGAAAUUGCUGAAGACGUGAAAAGUAGUGCGUGUCCUACUAUAGGUCUUAGCCAGUCGAUAACUGACAAGUUUUUAAAUUCACGAUUUUUGAAAAAUGUUUCUACCAAGCUCUGUGGGGCUUUAGUGUUGCAUAUAGAUAAUAAAACAGGUGAUUCGGCUGUUCUUUGGGCACACACGACCGAGUCGAUGAGCAUUGGUUUUAUGAAAUGUGGUGAUGAAAAUCCAAAGGCUUUAAUUUCCGAAUUACCUACCGGUGUCUCAGUAGGGACGAAGGUAAAUGUCAGUGGCAUAUACAACUACAGGAAAAAAUCUGAAUAAGAGACUGAAUAAUUUUAGGUAUAUUUGUAUAUUUUUACUCAACGCACAAUAAAACAUGACAAAGCUACAA